Rhineura floridana is the source of this 2433-nucleotide messenger RNA. RefSeq names its product guanine nucleotide-binding protein subunit alpha-15-like. Gene Ontology annotation, molecular function: guanyl nucleotide binding; G-protein beta/gamma-subunit complex binding; GTPase activity. Bases 704 to 1825 code for a protein of 373 amino acids. The record is from RefSeq and is a predicted model, not a curated record. Gene Ontology annotation, biological process: phospholipase C-activating dopamine receptor signaling pathway; action potential; adenylate cyclase-modulating G protein-coupled receptor signaling pathway. Gene Ontology annotation, cellular component: heterotrimeric G-protein complex. The transcript is spliced from 9 exons. Lineage: Eukaryota; Metazoa; Chordata; Lepidosauria; Squamata; Rhineuridae.
CCCUGAGAUGGCCUACCCAUGCCAUGGAAAUGGACUGCCUUCAAGUCCAUCCCGACUUAUGGCGACCCUAUGAAUAGGGGUUUCAAGUGCAAAGGAUAUAGUUUGUGCACCUCUCAAGAUGGAGUAUGACCUGAUCCGUAUUGCAAUGGCGGCAGCGGUUCUGAAGAUAAAUUAGAUUGAAGGCCUGAUCUGAAGAGGACCCCUGAUAUCUUUUAAAAGCUCUUGGAUCACCCGUGGACUUGGCGCUUGGGUGGUGAGCAGUUCCAGCAAAGGAAUUUACAGUGUGUGGGUGUGGCUCAUACUGCUGCCCAUGGUCAGGAACACUUCUAGAAAACGGUCCAUGUCUCUGCUGUUGGCCAAAGAAUCCCUUCCUCUUCCCCUUGGACACCAGCUGUUUAUGCAAGGGACAUAUUAUUAUGCCUGCAGGAUCCCUAAUGUUGCCAACCUUGGAUCUAACUAUGCUUCUGUGAUCAACCCUCUGGAUUCCUUAUUCUGUUGAAACUUGAUCUCAAGCCAGCUUUUGGAGGGCCCCUCCUCUUUCUCCCAGGGAGGGCCAAACACUUAACUUGGACUUGGGCAUUCUUGACACUUUUUUUUCCUUUUUACCAAUCCUUCUGCCUUUAGAAAAAAUACAUGCUUUUCAUCCGUUUUAUUUUUUGCCUGAUUCUGGUGGGAGGGGGCUCUCCUUUCCUGUCCUGUCACCAUGGUCUGGUGUGUCUGCUUUCUGUCCGAAGAAGAGAAAAAUGCCAUUGCAAUCGAUAAAGAAAUAAACCGGCUUCUUCAGGAGCAGAAGAAGCGGGAUCGAUGGGAAUUGAAGCUGCUUUUGCUGGGUACCGGGGAAAGUGGUAAAAGCACCUUCAUCAAACAGAUGCGGAUAAUCCACGGGUUGGGCUAUACAGAAGAGGACCGGAAAGGAUUUGCCAAGGUGGUUUAUCAGAACAUCUUCACAGCUAUCCAGGCCAUGAUCAAAGCCAUGGAGGCCCUCCAGAUUUCUUACGCCCAGCCGGAAAAUGCGCAAAACGCCCAGAUGCUCAUGGGUGUCGAUGCUUACAAAACAACGGUGAUGGAUGCGUGCCAUGCGAGGAUGAUCAAAAGCUUGUGGAAAGAUGCCGGGAUCCGAAUUUGCUACCGGAGGCGAAGGGAGUACCAUUUGCUGGAUUCCACUUCCUAUUUCCUCGCCAAUCUGGAUCGCAUUGCAGGGGAAGGAUAUGUGCCCAGCGCGCAGGACAUCUUGAGGACCCGUGUGCCAACAACGGGCAUUAACGAGUACUGCUUUUCAAUGCAGAAGGUGACGCUGAGGAUUGUUGACGUUGGAGGGCAGAGGUCAGAACGCCGCAAAUGGAUCCACUGUUUUGAAAACGUGAUUGCCCUCAUCUAUUUGGCUUCCCUCAGUGAAUACGACCAAUUUCUGGAAGAGAGCAGUAGUGAAAAUCGGAUGAGGGAGAGCCUUGACCUCUUCAGGACCAUCCUGGAGCUUCCCUGGUUCUGGAGCACCUCUAUCAUCCUCUUCCUCAACAAAGUGGACAUCUUGGAAGAGAAGAUUGUGAGCUCAGACCUGGCUGCUUACUUCCCAAAUUUUCCAGGCCCCAAGCAGGACGUUCACGCUGCCAAAGAGUUCAUUCUCGAAAUGUACAGGGACAUCUUCAGGCAGUUCCUGGUCUCCGAUGGCAACUCUAGUGUGGGGCCUUCCGGAGAGGUCUGCAGGCCCCGGAUCCUUUACCCUCACUACACCUGCGCCACGGACACGCAGAACAUCUGCACGGUCUUUGAGGACAUCAAGGACGCAGUCCUGGCCGCCUACCUGGAUGAGUUCAACCUGGUUUAAAGGGAUUUGGGGGGGCCCAGAAGAGGCUGGACUGAUCCACCCAUUCCCCUUCGAGGCUUUUUGGGAAACUGGCAGCUGUGUUGAUGCCCGUUUCAAAAUGCUGUAAGCGGCGAGAUCUUUCCUUAACCCUUGGGGGUCCUCGAUGCGCGGAUGGGCCUGUCUUUUGGAGACCUGUCCACCAAGGAAAAGCUCCAGGGCUGCAACAAAUAGGACACGGCUCUGUCGGAAGGGAUUUCAAAGUUGCACCCUCCCUGGCCUUGACAUGACGCUGUCCCAGAAUGCACUGUGGGAACAGAGGGCAAGCCGUGGAGUCUUGCCUCCGAAUUGGUCUCAUGGCUUCGCUGGGGCUGGGGCUGCGAGUUGCAGCCAGAAGGUCCACAGGCCUCGUUCUGGCUCCUUCUCAGCCUCUGUCCACAGCUCUGAAACUUUGCUUCUAAUCAAACUUUGGCCCGUAGAGCCCCAGUGGUUCACGAGCUUCAUUCAGGUGGUCCGGGGCAUGGGCCACGUUAGAUCUUCAUAUAGAUCUUUGAUUUUUUUCUUUUAUAUAUAUAUAUAUAUUGCAUUUAAUUGUAUUACGGUCUGAAGUCCCUAAAAAUGCCGUGUUACAG